Molecule: messenger RNA, 940 nt
Organism: Cercospora beticola
Lineage: Eukaryota; Fungi; Ascomycota; Dothideomycetes; Mycosphaerellales; Mycosphaerellaceae
Gene: DID4
Product: ESCRT-III subunit protein DID4
Biological process (GO): endosome transport via multivesicular body sorting pathway; late endosome to vacuole transport; protein transport
Cellular component (GO): ESCRT III complex; multivesicular body
Source: RefSeq, a predicted model, not a curated record
CUUUGUUCCCGAUAACAGGCAGCCACUGUUUACUCGGUCAGCGCGUGGCCGGUUGACAGUCGCACUGUCGAGCGACGACAUACUGCAGCACAUCUCACCGGAGGCAGUGGACGGGCGCUGAUGCAGAGGUAACCGUCCAACAUGAACGUCAUUGAAUGGGCCUUUGGCAAGCGCAUGACGCCAGCAGAGCGUCUGCGCAAGCAUCAACGAGCAUUGGAGAAGACACAGCGAGAACUCGACCGCGAACGAACGAAACUCGAGAAUCAGGAAAAGAAGCUUGUACAGGACAUCAAGAAGAAUGCAAAGAAUGGACAGAUGGGCGCAGUGAAGGUGCAGGCGAAGGACUUGGUGCGCACUCGAAGAUACAUCCAGAAGUUCUACCAGAUGCGGACACAGUUGCAAGCGAUUUCACUACGGAUACAGACCGUUCGCAGUAACGAACAGAUGAUGCAGAGCAUGAAGGGUGCGACACAAUUGCUUGGUAGCAUGAACAGGCAGAUGAAUCUUCCGGCGCUUCAACGAAUAGCAAUGGAGUUCGAGAAGGAGAACGAUAUUAUGGACCAGCGACAGGAAAUGAUGGACGAUGCAAUUGACGACGUCACGGGCCUUGAAGAUGAAGAAGAGAGUGAGGAAGUCGUGGGUCAGGUCCUAGAUGAGCUCGGAGUCGACCUUGGCCAACAGCUCGGUGAGACGCCCACGGGCCUGCAGAAAAAUGCAGUUGGCGAAGGUAGAGUUGCAGAAGCAAUAGGCGGCGGAGACGCUGGCGACGACGAUCUCCAAGCACGACUCGACAGUCUACGAAGAUAACGACACUUAUGAGUUCUUUGACAGCCAGUAGGCCAUUUCUCAUUGCUUUCCCACAAUACCGCGGCUGGCAUUGUAGAUUGGAUAUCACGCGAGAAGUCUAGAAGCAUCAACAAGAAGAUUGCAGCAUGUCCCG